Messenger RNA from Cottoperca gobio, 4859 nucleotides. RefSeq names its product ubiquitin specific peptidase 28 (gene usp28). Lineage: Eukaryota; Metazoa; Chordata; Actinopteri; Perciformes; Bovichtidae. The transcript is spliced from 26 exons. Gene Ontology annotation, cellular component: cytosol; nucleus. The record is from RefSeq and is a predicted model, not a curated record. Gene Ontology annotation, biological process: protein deubiquitination; DNA damage checkpoint signaling. Gene Ontology annotation, molecular function: protein binding; cysteine-type deubiquitinase activity. Bases 134 to 3841 code for a protein of 1235 amino acids.
GUGUCCUGACAGGUGAGCGCGCGCAGCUGGCUGGUCGCUCUCGGCGUUUGACAGAUGGAGUUGGUUUGACUCGGACUCAGGGCUGAAAGCAUUUGGUGAAAACAGGAAGAAAUUCACGUCUUUUUUAUCUGCAAUGAGAGGUGAACAGACUGAAAAUGGAGAGAACUCAACGAACUCGCAGAGCGAAAUCCUGAUCAACCAGCUGAGGGAGAUCACUGGCAUCCAGGAUCCACAGAUUCUCUACAGAGCCUUGAAUGCCAGCCAGGGGGACAUUGGACAUGCUGUUGGGCUGCUGACAACCCAGACUGUAGAGGUUCAGGAUCCUGGAGAACCACAGGAGUCAGGGGCCUCUGCAGAGGCCUGGGAGGGCCAGAAAGGACUUCCUAAAGAUGAACUGCAGGCGGCCAUAGAACUCAGCCUGCAGGAGUCUCACAAUGCCCAAGCGGAGGAGAGAGAAUUCAACAGGGCUCUGGAGGCCAGCGCCGAGGAGAACGCAGCGAGAAUGAAGAGGAAGAGAAGUGAAGCCCAGAGUGAGAUGUGCAGCCCCGCAGACUGGGUCCGCCAGGACGACUGGCCCGUGGGCAUUCGCAAUGUUGGCAACACCUGCUGGUUCAGUGCCGUCAUCCAGUCACUGUUCCACCUGCCCGUGUUCAGGAGGCUGGUUCUCAACUACCAUCUGUCUGAGCGAAUACUGGAGAAGUGUAAGAGCCAUUCUGACAAGAGGAACAUAGCUUUCAUGCAGGAGCUGCGCUGUCUGUUCGCCCUCAUGGUGGGCUCCACUCGCAGGUUUGUGGAUCCUUCUGCUGCAGUGGAGUUACUGCGAGACGCCUUCAGGACCAGCGAGGCCCAACAGGAUGUCAGUGAAUUCUCCCACAAGCUGCUUGAGUGGCUGGAGGAUGCAUUUCAGAUGGCUGCCAAAGAUAACGGAGAAGACAAACAAAAGAACCCCAUGGUCCAGCUUUUCUACGGCACCUUUGUGACAGAAAGAAGACACGAGGGUAAGACGUUGUGUAAUAUCGAGCAGUUUGGCCAGUACCCUCUGCAAGUCAACGGCUUCAACAACCUGGACGAGUGCCUGGAAGGUGCAAUGGUUGAGAAGGAGAUCGAGUCUUUACACUCGGAUCACUGCGUCACAUCUGGCCGUGAGAGAUGGUUCAAAAGGUUACCGCCGGUCUUGACGUUUGAACUGUCUAGAUUUGAAUUCAACACGCAGCUCGGUCGCCCUGAAAAGAUACAUAAGAAACUGGAGUUCCCACAAAUCAUUUAUAUGGACAGAUACCUUCACAAAAACAUAGAAAACACUCAUGAGAGGAGAGGAGAUGUGAAGAAACUCAAGGAUCAACUUGCAGCCCUCCAACAGAAACUUGAGUGCUACAAAAACUAUGGCUCGGGCCCUACCAAGUAUCCUCUGACUGACAUGCUGCAGUUUGUGCUAGAGUUCGCUACCACCAAGCCUACAAGUGUUUCCCCAGCAGAAGAUCUGAGACCAGCUUCUCCGACUCCUGCGAGCCACCCCCUCAGUGAAGUCCUCUCCAAAGACAACAGUGAACCUGGAGAUGCAGAUUCAUUGGACGAACUGAUUUCCAGUGUUUCCAUUUGCCAGCGGACCCCCAUAUACAAGCCCUUCACCCAGUGCAGACUCCCCGUUGACUGCCCACCACACCCAGCCCCCCACAGCGUUAAUGAAGAAGAGCUGCACUAUGUUAAGACCUGCAUACAGCGCUGGAGGACUGAAGUAGAGAAUGACAUAAAUGAGCUAAAGGCCAGUAUUGACAGGCUCUCUCAGAUGCUCGAGGGCAUGUACUCACACAACACUCUCUGCCAGACACCCUACAGACUCCAUGCGGUGCUCGUCCACGAAGGCCAGGCGUCAGCAGGCCAUUACUGGGCCUACAUCUACGACCAUGCAAACCAGCGCUGGAUGAAGUACAAUGAUGUCAGCAUCACUGAAUCAUCAUGGGAGGAGCUGGAGCGAGACUCGUUUGGGGGCAUGACCAACGCCAGUGCCUACUGCCUGAUGUACAUCGAUGACAGGCUACCGCAGCUAAUUACAGAAGACACAGAUGACGAGACAGGCCAGAUGCUGCACGGCAUGGACUCUCUGCCAUCCAUCCUCAGACGCUACGUCCAUGAAGAUAACCGCUGGUUCCAGCAGGAGCUCAGUGAAUUGGAGGAGCAGUUCUGCCAGACGGCAGCCCCACAGGGAGAGUUUACAGCGUCUGCAGAGCCCACGAGCCCCGGUCCAGACGAUGUACACCAAACAGCAGUAGAGCCAGCGCCCCAGUCAGGACCAUCCACAGAAGAGCUCGACGAGGGGGCUUCUUCAGAGCCACGACCACAUCCAGCAGAGACGGACCCUGAGCCUGAUCCCAGAGACGAGCCUGAAGAAGAAGCAGAGUUAACACCAACACCCCCACCACAGAGCUCUGGAUCCCAACCAGACGACACCAGCGGUGCGGCCGUCACUGACACCCUGGAGCUCAGCCAGAGCUCCACCUCAGCUGAGAAAGAGCUUCAGAGUCAGACUCCCGGCCCUGAAGCAGAGCUAAGUAACCCGACACCAUCUGACCUCCAUGUGGAGGAGGACGACACGCAGGCGGCAGGCCUCGGCCCUGAAGCUGAAGGAAAGCCAGAGGCUUCCGGAGAAGCUCCUGAACAUGAAGCAAAGCAGGAGGACAAGGAGCAGCAGCAGCAGGAGGACGAGAAGCAGCAGCAGCAGCAGGAUGAGGAGCAACAGCAGCAGCAGCAGCAGCAGCAGCAGCAGCAGCAGCAGCAGCAGCAGCAGCAGCAGCAGGAGGAGGAGGUCCCAGUCAGACAGCGGCAGACUGAGAACGAGGUCUCAGAAGUGGAGAUCCCCAACGUGGGCCGGAUCAUGGUGAGAGCGGAUGCUGAUGGAUACAAUGAAGAGAUGAUGCUGACUCCAGCUAUGCAGGGCGUCAUACUAGCCAUAGCCAAGGCCAGACAAACCUUCGAUAAGGAAGGCCCCGAGGCUGGCCUCAUCAAGGCCUUCCACGAGGAGUAUUGCCGCUUGUUUGAGCUCUCCCAGGAGAAGACCAGUCCCCAAGAGGACGCUCGUCUGCAGCACUCUCUGGUCUACUUCUUCCAGAACAAGGCGCCCGAUCGUAUUAUUGAGAGGACGCUGCUGGAGCAGUUUACCGACCGCAACCUGAGCUUCGAUGAGAGAGCCAUCGGUAUCAAGAGGGAAGCCCGAACCAAGCUGCGCCUCAUCAAGCCAGAGGACAUGGAUAUGGAUGAGUACUUGCAGUGGCAUGAUGACUACAGGCUGUUCAGAACAGUGUUCGUCUACCUGUUGACUGGGCUGGAGCACUACCAGCAUGGGAAGAUGAGAGAGGCACUGAUCUUCCUGGCUCAUGCGUACGAGUCCAACGUGGCCCUGCUGAAGAAUGGAGAGAAACGUGGCAUGGACACGUCUCUUAUUGCCGUUUACAGGAGGAAAUGCCUCACUGCAUUGAAUGAAAGCGCAUCGAAGCUGUUCUGCAGCGGUGAGGAGACCAACGUGGAGGAGGGCAUCGCCAUCAUGGACGAGGCAGUCAUCCCCUGCCUUCACCUGAUGAGCCGGGAAGCGGCUUUAUCCCACGACGACCAGGACGCCAUGGAGAGCAUCCGCAGCCACUGGUGCUGCUGCCUGGGCCAGGACAUGGAGGACUCGUUGCAGGUGAAGCUGGGGGAGUUUCUGCCGCGAGUUCUGGACGGUUCAGCUGAGACGGUAGUUCUUAAAGAUCCACCCAAUGUCCAGGUCAACCAGGCGCACGACCUGUGCAGUCGCAUGGCCGCCGUCAUGGAGUCCAUCCACAGCACAUCUGUAGUGAGCGUCAAGUAAAGCCCGGAAAGAAUCCCCCCCCCCCCCAACAACCUCCUUCAACCUGCAAGCAACUCGGCCGAUCGCUCGCUCUGUGCUGACCGACUGCGGUGUUGAGUCAGCGUGUCGUUUUCACCGUUUCAAUCAUUGUAUCUGCUGGUUUAGCAUCGCACAUGCAUAUCAUUUAGAUAGUUUAACAGAGCCAGCUGUAAGCUCUCUUCAGGGGUCACCACAUGGAUUCAGGCUCAUUACAACAUCAAGGAAAUUCAACCGAAAAGCCUCAACAGGCUUCUGUUAAUGAUCUAUAUACAUACAGCUGCGCAGUCCCAACCCCAAGUCUGCUGAGAAGAAUAGUACUUCAAAGUUAUAAUGGCCCCAAAGCAACAGCAGGUGAUGUUAGCAGCUCACUGUGAUGCUGCAGAACUGCUCAAAGUUAUUGGUUUACCAGAUAUCAGUGAACAUCCAGACCUUCCUCUUGGUACCCAACUCCAGAGAGCCCAGUGCUUCCUGUCAGGACCAGUUCUGGUACGACGUAGUGGCUCUGAUCUGUUUCAUAACUGUCGAGCUUCAUGAACCCAACCUGGACAAAGAAGAUGUUAACAGUUGGAGAACAGGCUGCUCGAAACUCUUAUGGUCACUCUGAAUACGUUUCAUCGGCCGGCAAACUUGUUAACUUUAAAUACCGCCGACAAAUGUUAAUCAACUGAGCAGGAAGUGACUGGAUGAGUAGGAUUUGUGGUUGUGUUGCUAAGCAGUGUGAACGCACAAUAAGAUUUGGACUGCACGGUAACAAAUGCUUUUUUAAUUAAAUAUAUGUUUUAUAUUACUUGUACAUGAUGGGGAAGUUAGAAAGAAAGAUAUCCACAGAAGUAUUAUGCAUACACAUAUUAAUAGCGGAGCUGUUGCGUGCUCAUCUGUAAACCCUUUGAAAGGAAAGACUUGGGACAGGAGAGGAGGAGAUCCUUUGUCUGGUGUCCCAGAUGCAAUGCAGCUUUUUCACUUGUACUCUGUGAUGAUACUCAAUAAAUGUUUGAAAUAC